Messenger RNA from Ambispora leptoticha, 2055 nucleotides. Lineage: Eukaryota; Fungi; Glomeromycota; Glomeromycetes; Archaeosporales; Ambisporaceae. The record is from the annotation of a GenBank genome assembly.
AUGGGAUUUAGCUUCGGUGAUUUGUUAGAAGAUGUAAAAAGGACAAUUGUAAAAUUCAUUAAAAAAUUAGUAUUAUCGGAUCUCACAACUCAUGCAGUUCCGGUAACCGUUCCUUUGGCUGAUACUGGCAUAGCAUGCAUUGGUAAAACUCUCCAAGAAAAGGCAAAAGAAAGCAAUUUUGAAACUUCUCUCUUACUAGACUUAGACUGUACUGCUAUUGAUAAAAACAUCAACUUACAAGAAACGGUUAAGGAAAAAGGUCGUAAAGCUCUUCAAAUACUAGGAGAUGCUGUUAUAAGCAACAACGUGAAGACUAGCAGUUUAGUCACUGGUUCUAAGAAUUUACUAUCACAGGUGGUUGGAGAAUCAGUUAACGUUUGCAAAAAAGCUGAAUUAGUGUCAACUAUCCUAGAAAGAGCUGAGAAGCUAACACAUUGCAAACAUCAAAAAGAUGCCAACUAUGAUUCCGAUUGCCCUGUAUGUUCCCAAAUAAAAUCGAAUAAUGAAAACGAAAACACGAGAUUAGGGCUCGAUUAUCUUUUGAACGAUUUAGGAAGGAAAACCGUAGUAAUAGGAAAAUACGCGAGUAAAGUUGCAUUAUCGGGUGUUGCUGCGGGUGCGUUAGUUGCCACAGCUGGUGCAGCUGCCCCAGUAAUUGUCCCCUUGGCUGGUGCUGGCAUAGCAUACAUCGGUAAAGGUCUACAAGAAAUAUCGAAAGAGAGCGAUAACGUAGUUCUUCAAUUACUGAGCGACACUGUUGUGGAAGUAGGUAGCGACCUUCAAGAAUCAGAUGAAGGAAAUGAUUGCGGCGCUCUACAAAUGCUAAGCGAUACUGUUAUAGAUGCAGGUUUCGGCGCUAUAGUUGGCGGUUUAGCCAUCAGUUCUAGCAAUUUAUUAUCCCAAAUGGUUGGAAAUUCGGACAACGCUUGUAAACAGACUAAAUUAAACAGAGAUGAGGUGGUAAUACAAUGCAACCAUGAGAAUGAUUCUGAUUGUCUUGUAUGCGACGAAUGUUCUCCAAUAAAAUCGGAUAACGAAAACAAGAGAUUCGACUUCGGCAAUUUUUUGGAUGAUGCUAGGAGAAAGACUUUAAAAGCGGGAAUAUUCGCUGGUAAACUCGUAUUAACGAGUGCUGCUACAGGUGCAGUAGUUGCCACAGCUGGUGCAGCUGCUCCAGUAAUUAUCCCUUUGGCUGGUGCUGGCAUAGCAUACAUCGGUAAAGGUCUCCAAGAAGCAACGAAAGAAAGCAAAUUGCUAGAUGCGAUUGUAAUGAAUACAGGUAUCAGCACGAAAACAGGCGGUUUUGAUACAGGUCUCGGCGGCGCGAUUACUGGCGGGUUAGCAACCGUUUCCAACAGUCUAAUAUCGCAGAUGACUGGAAAAUCGGUUGACACCGCGGUUAAGACAAUUGAAUUAUCGAUUGACCAAGAAGCAACGAAAGAAAGCAAAUUGCUAGAUGCGAUUGUAAUGAAUCCAGGUAUCAGCACGAAAACAAGCGGUUUCAAUAAAGGUCUUGGCGGCGCGAUAACUGGCGGUUUAGCAACCGUUUCCAACAGUUUAAUAUCGCAAAUGACUGGAAAAUCGGUUGACACCGCGUUUAAGAUUGGUAGGACAAUUGAAUUAUCGGUUAAGGCGGCGUCUGAGCGUAUGUCAACUACAAUUGGCGGAGCUGAAAAGCAAAGACAGGAAAAUCUUUCUAACUACAACUUGGACUCGAGCCAUAAUUAUAUUAUUAAAAAUACUCUCUAUAAAUACAAACACGUUAUACAUAAAAACUAUCCUAAAUGCGCUAUCAAUAAGUGCACUCCAAAUACACUUUCUAACCUUAGCCCUAAUUAUAUUAUUAAAAAUACUCUCUAUAAAUGUGCACCUAUCAAUAAGAACACUCUAAAUACACUUUCUAACCUGGAUCCGAGCCCUAAUUAUAUUAUUAAAAAUACCCUCUAUAAACAUAUACCUAUCAAAAAGUACACUCUAAAUCCACAUUCUAACUUGAAUCCGAAUCAUAAUUAUAUUAUUAAAAAUACCCUCUAUAAACGUGCACCAAACAUAUAA